Molecule: messenger RNA, 884 nt
Organism: Salvia miltiorrhiza (redroot sage)
Lineage: Eukaryota; Viridiplantae; Streptophyta; Magnoliopsida; Lamiales; Lamiaceae
Product: ER membrane protein complex subunit 7 homolog
Exons: 8
Coding region: 27-632 (201 amino acids)
Cellular component (GO): EMC complex
Molecular function (GO): carbohydrate binding
Source: RefSeq, a predicted model, not a curated record
CACACUCUCUCUCUCUAACAAUUUCCAUGGCAGCUCGUUACCUUUUGGUGUCUCUCUCUCUGAUCUUACUUCUUCUGCCGUCGGCAUUCGGGAUCUCCAAUAGGAAUUCUGAGGGCUAUAGUAUAAAUGGUAAAGUUCGAUUUCCAGGAUUCAGUACGACAGGAUUUGGUCUCCCCGCCAAGGUUUCAAAUAUCAAGAUUAUACUUAAUGGUGGUGAAAAAGUUACCUUUGUGAGGCCUGAUGGAUAUUUUUCAUUUCAUAACGUGCCAGCAGGAACUCAUCUUAUUGAAGUGGCCGCCGUUGGCUACUUCUUCUCUCCUGUCCGGGUUGAUGUCAGCGCCAGACAUGCUGGUAAGGUCCAGGCAGCUCUUACAGAGAACAGGAGAUCGUUGAGUGAGCUGAUCUUGGAGCCUAUGGUAGAGGAACAGUACUUUGAGAUAAGAGAGCCAUUCAACAUACUGUCCGUGCUGAAAAGCCCAAUGGGUCUGAUGAUUGGAUUUAUGGUGAUUGUGAUGUUUUUGAUGCCCAAACUAGUGGAUCCAGAAGAGUUGAAACGAGCUCAAGAGGAAAUGGGAAGCCAAGGCGGUGUUCCAUCUCUUGCAAACUUGCUAUCUGGAGCACAGAGGACGUAACUGACACAUCUCAACGAACAAGUAUGAAGACGUCUUGUGGGUGGAGAGAGGACUCAGGCAGAAAUUCAAAUAGCUAUUUAUAGGACCUUUUGUUUUCAUUAGGAAGAAAUUUUUGCUACAUGUGAAGUUUCCCUUGUAACAUACCGUUUCUUCGACUCAAAAUUUAUGCGUUUGAAUCUGUAGGAAUGCUUAACUUUGUGCUAGCAAAGACUCAAGGAUUCAUUCAAUGGGACAAAUGCAUUUGCUUUGAUA